AUGCCCUGGAACGUCAGCGACAGCCGAGGCGCAGGGGAACCGCUGUGGGGCUCGCUACGACCGUGUGAUGAGCAUCACUGCUGCCUUGCUUUCCGGGCGCUGGUGCAGGUGACCGCGGUGUACCAUGGCCUGUUCGCCCUGGGUGUGACGGGUGUGACCGUGCUGCUGAUCGGGCGCUACCGUGACAUGAGGAUGGGCGGCAAGGCGGUGUCCGAUCUGUUUAUUUCGCUGAGGCUAGCGUUCCACCUGUACCGCCCGUGGCACUUGAGACCCUGGAAGUUCGGAGCGCUUCUCUGUCGCCAGCCUCUCUGCUUGGUCAAGGUCUGCAUCUACGUCACGCUGCUGCACGUGACCGCACUCAGCGUCGAGCGUUGCUGGGCAAUCAGCCGCUUGCUGCGAGCGCAGGUCCUCCGAGAGCCCACCGCCGUGCUCUCAGCUGGAUUCAAACCCUCGCUCCGGGUCCCUCUGACCCUCGGGUCCUCGUGGACACCGGCGCUGUUUCCUCCGUCUUUCGGAACCGAGGCUGCGGAAGCUGCAGCACUGUUCAGCCGCGAGUGCCUCCCAGACCCCGCACAGCUAGAGGUGCCGACGGUCACGCUGUGGGUCACCACUGCCUACUUCUUCCUGCCCUUCCUGGGCUUCAGCAUCCUUUGAGGGCUCAUGGGACUUUGUUGGGUGCCUUUCCUAGUUGGCAUCAUUUACAUAAACUAAAGGAUGGUGCACUACUCUCAAUACUUUCCUAUUGUCGCUCUGCAGCUCUUCUAUCUGAGCGCAUCCAUCAGCCCCACCCUCUACGACCUCAUUUCCAAGAAGUACAGACCAGCUGUCUAGAGACUGCUUCUGGCAAGAGAGCCCAGGCUCGCCGCGGGUGGGGAGGUGGGGGCGGAGUCUGUGGAAGAGGAGACACUGGGAAGAAUCCCGAAGAUACUGCGGAUCUCCACAAAGAAGAUGCCUAACCAUAGCAAAAGCAGUCCUGGGACUUGGCAAACACAGGACUAUAGGGAAACCUGA
Chionomys nivalis (European snow vole) is the source of this 1011-nucleotide messenger RNA. RefSeq names its product motilin receptor (gene Mlnr). Gene Ontology annotation, molecular function: G protein-coupled peptide receptor activity. The record is from RefSeq and is a predicted model, not a curated record. Gene Ontology annotation, cellular component: plasma membrane. Gene Ontology annotation, biological process: G protein-coupled receptor signaling pathway. Lineage: Eukaryota; Metazoa; Chordata; Mammalia; Rodentia; Cricetidae.